This is a messenger RNA of Fusarium sp. VM40, 276 nucleotides long. The record is from the annotation of a GenBank genome assembly. NCBI's taxonomy places the organism in Eukaryota, Fungi, Ascomycota, Sordariomycetes, Hypocreales, Nectriaceae.
AUGCUCAAGACUGGUCUGCUCAGGAGUAAGACAAACACUCGAGGAUCGAGGAUUGAGUUUAUUGCCCUGCCUCUUCGCCGCAUCUUGGCAGGGCACCUUGGAGUCGCCCUUUCUCUUGAGGCCCUAAUGCUGCUCUCGCGAUCUUCUAGCCGAAGCCAGCGGGACUCUCCGAGUUUUAGCAACAAAGGCCAAUACAUUACCACGACAUCGAAUUUUGUCGGGACUAUAGACGCUAUCGCCAUCAAGGACGAAAUGAAUCGACUGCGCGAUACAUGA